Molecule: messenger RNA, 1770 nt
Organism: Effrenium voratum
Lineage: Eukaryota; Dinophyceae; Suessiales; Symbiodiniaceae
Source: the annotation of a GenBank genome assembly
AUGGCGCGCGUUCGCUUGCUCGAUGGCACGGAUGUGAUGACGAUGGCAGAGUAUUCUCUGUUGUGGGACGAGCUGGGCGGACAGGAGGCUGGGGAUUGUGUCUUCAACACGUUGCGGCGCCACCUGGCCAAAAGAUUGCUUAUGUCAAAUUUUAGGCAGCUCGCUCUGGCUGGCGACGCAGGCAUGUUGGGCCCAGAGAGUUCAUGGGAUACUGCUGGCUGCUUGACGGCCAUUAAACGGCAAUAUGUUGAAGCAGCCGCUGGUGAAGCAGACGGUCUGGCAAUUUGCAUCGACUUGCUGCAUGCAGCAGCAAGAGGUGACGUACAACAUGUGAUAGAGCUGCUGGAGAAGCCUCAUGAUCCCAAUGCUGCUGACAGAAACAGUCAUGUGACGCCUUUGUUUAAUGCUGCCGCAUACGGCCAUCUGGAAGUUGUGCGCUGCUUGCUGGAUGCCGGUGCUGACAAAGACAAGUUAGGCAGUGUGGGCAGAUCACCGUUGCAUCUUGCUGCAUUGAUGGACAGCCAGGCAGUUGUGCAGUGUUUGCUGGAUGCCGGUGCUGACAAAGAGACGGCAGACGAUGAGGGUGCCACGCCGUUGCAUCUCGCUGCAUUCAUGGACCGGCAGGCGGUUCUGCAGUCCUUGCUGGAUGGCGGUGCUGACACAGAGAAGGUGGACAAUGCGGGCAGAUCACCGUUGCAUCAUGCGGCAUUGAUGGACCGCCAGGCAGUUGCGCAGUGCUUGCUGGAUGGGGGUGCUGACAAAGAGAAGGCUGACAAUGAUGGCGCCACACCGUUGCGUAUUGCUGCUAUUCGGGGCCAUGAGGCGGUUGCGCAGUGCUUGCUGGAUGCCGGUGCUGACAAAGACAAGGCGGACAACGGGGGAAGAGCACCGUUGCAUCUUGCUGCAUUGAUGGACCAGCAGGCAGUUGCGCAGUGCUUGCUGGAUGCGGGUGCUGACAAAGAGAAGGCUGACAAUGAUGGCGCCACACCGUUGCAUAUUGCUGCUGUUCGGGGCCAUGAGGCGGUUACGCAGUGCUUGCUGCAUGCCGGUGCUGACCCAGAGAAGGCAGACAAUGGUGGCGCCACACCGUUGCAUGUUGCUGCACAGCACGGCCAUGAGGUGGUUGCGCAAUGCUUGCUGCAUGCCGGUGCUGACCCAGAGAAGGCAGACAAUGGUGGCGCCACACCGUUGCAUGUUGCUGCACAGCACGGCCAUGAGGUGGUUGCGCAGUGCUUGCUGGAUGCCGGUGCUGACAAAGAUAAGGUGGACAACGGGGGAAGAGCACCGUUGCAUCUUGCUGCAUUGAUGGACCAGCAGGCAGUUGCGCAGUGCUUGCUGGAUGCGGGUGCUGACAAAGAGAAGGCUGACAAUGAUGGCGCCACACCGUUGCAUAUUGCUGCUGUUCGGGGCCAUGAGGCGGUUACGCAGUGCUUGCUGCAUGCCGGUGCUGACCCAGAGAAGGCAGACAAUGGUGGCGCCACACCGUUGCAUGUUGCUGCACAGCACGGCCAUGAGGUGGUUGCGCAGUGCUUGCUGGAUGCCGGUGCUGACAAAGAUAAGGUGGACAACGGGGGAAGAGCACCGUUGCAUCUUGCUGCAUUGAUGGACCAGCAGGCAGUUGCGCAGUGCUUGCUGGAUGCGGGUGCUGACAAAGAGAAGGCAGACAAUGGUGGCGUCACACCGUGGCAUAUUGCGGCACAGCAAGGCCACCAGGCAUUUGCUCAGUGCUUGCUGGAUGUCCCCGCUACGAAGAGAAGGCGAUUAACUUGA